CAAACUGCUAUGUGUUAGCAGGCUAGCCAGCGGGAAAAGAGGAGAUGGCAGGUGUGCAACCGCAGGACGAUCUCAUGAGAAUGACCAACAGGGAGAGCUGGAAGGCGCAACAUGAUCAUCUCCACAUGAAACACAGGGGUCAUGAGGCCAUGCACGCAGAGAUGGUCCUCAUCCUUAUUGCCACCCUGGUAGUAGCUCAGAUAGUCCUUGUGCAGUGGAAACAGAGGCACCACAGAUCAUACAAUUUGGUGACCCUUGUCCAGAUGUGGGUGGUUCCCCUCUACUUCACCAUCAGACUCUACUGGUGGAGGUUCCUAUCCAUGUGGGGGAUGUUCUCUGUUGUCACCAGCUAUGUCAUCUUCAGAGCCACACGCAAACCCCUUUCCUGCAGGACUCCCAGGAUGGUGUAUAAGUGGUUCCUGUUGAUCUACAAACUGAGUUAUGCAGUGGGGGUCCUCGGCUACCUGGCCAUCAUGUUCACCAUGUUUGGUUUCAAUGUCUUCUUCAGAAUCAAGGCAGAGGAUUCCAUGGAUGUAGGAGUGAUCAUGCUGUUUUAUGGCCUCUACUACGGAGUCAUGGGGAGAGACUUUGCUGAGAUCUGCUCUGACUACAUGGCCUCGACCAUAGGGUACUACAACAAGGGGGGCAUGCCCAGCAAGAGUCUGACAAAUGACAUCUGUGCCGUGUGUGGCCAGAGAAUCCUGGUGGACGUAGACGAGGAAGGCUUCAUAGAAGACACCUACCAGCUCUCCUGCAACCACAUAUUCCAUGAGUUCUGUAUCCGUGGCUGGUGCAUUGUGGGUAAGAAGCAGACAUGUCCAUACUGCAACGAGAAAGUCGAUUUAAAAAGGAUGAUGAACAACCCCUGGGAGAAAACUCAUGUCUUAUAUGGACAGCUGCUGGACUGGCUCAGGUAUCUUGUUGCCUGGCAGCCCAUCAUCAUCGGCGUUGUCCAUGGAAUCAACUUUUCCCUGGGCCUUGAAUAGCACCUUGGGGUACUCCUUUAAACGUCCAAGUGUGAGAGAAUUUAGGAGAAUGUUUAACAAGAAAAUGUCAAGCCGGAAGCUACCAGGAGCAGCAUUAUAAAUCCUUUUAUUCUAUUUCAUUAUUUAUUUUGUCAUAUAAUUUUAAUCAUUUGCAUACUUACCUGCAGACUGUUCCCAGGUGGUCUGGGUUGACUUUUUAUAUCUGGAUUGCUAUUCCAAAUGGUUGCCAACUCAUGCAGAACAACUACUACCAAAAAAAAAAAGUUGGUGACAGUUUCACCCAUAUCAGCCUCUGAAUUGCAAAAGCCGAAGUUCAGGGAGUCUGUUGAUAGAGCUUCUCUUCUCUCUGUUUGUCAUACUGAGUUGCUGGACCUUUACUGUGUGAGGGAGAAAAUGGCUUUUGUCAGAUUUAUUUUUUUUCCUAGUUUACAACCUCAGCAAUCACAUACUUGGCAGUGACCGUCUCCUUUGAUGUGUAUGCAUUGACAUCGCUUCAUACAGGUUGCUUAAUUACACAAGAAUUACACAAUAAUCAUCACAAUCAGAUUAUUUCUUGAUAUAGUUUUUUUUAAACCGUGUUACAGAGCAUUUUACAAACCAGAUGGAUGAAAAAAAAGUGAAUAAACAUUAGAAAAUAUUUCUAUGGUACAACAUUGGAAGGACUUUGUAUAGAAAUAUAUUUGCGUAAAUUUCAGUGAGGCUUUAGUUUUGACCUGAACCACUGAUUUGAACCCUUAAAAAUGCAAAGAACUUUACCUUGAAUGACCAUGACGGUGCCAGUGCAACAUGUGCAGCUAUACAAAUAAUUGACAAACCACAUCUUCUCAUAGUUUAAUUUUGUUCAAACGAUGAGACCCAGAAGUGAGUAUUUUAGGGGAGAAAAAAAUGAACCCAAUUGAAUUUAUACAAUUUCAAAAUUAUUAUAUUUCUUGAUCAUAUGAUCAGGAAUGAUCCAAUUGUUUCACAGUAUGCUUACAUUCUGUUUUUGUCUCAAUAAUACUACUUGUGAGACGAUGACAAUAGUUGCUUCAAGCCAGUGAACUUGUUAGCAGAACGUUUUACAACUUACCAUGCCAAAACCAAAUCCUUUUUGCCAUAUUGUGACAGGUGCUUGGCAAGACUACAGAUGGCAGUACUAUUAAUAAAAAUGCUAAUAAUAUUAAAGUACUAUCAGUAGCCAUGAUGAAGAAUGUUUUGAAGUGAAGUGAUAAAAUGAAGACACAAAAUUUGAACCGCACUGUAGAGAAUGCUCUACAGUUAGUCGCUGUCAGUGGAGUCACUCCAGGUAUUUUGCUGCAAAAUGCAGUGCCCUUCGAGAAAACGCCAUUAAACGCUGAACCACUCCAGCAUCAGUGCCCGUCCGCGUGA
This is a messenger RNA of Lampris incognitus (smalleye Pacific opah), 2354 nucleotides long. It is a transcript of the gene rnf175, whose product is annotated as ring finger protein 175. Gene Ontology annotation, cellular component: endoplasmic reticulum membrane; Golgi membrane. The record is from RefSeq and is a predicted model, not a curated record. The coding region runs from base 45 to 986 and encodes 313 amino acids. The transcript has 9 exons. Lineage: Eukaryota; Metazoa; Chordata; Actinopteri; Lampriformes; Lampridae. Gene Ontology annotation, molecular function: metal ion binding; ubiquitin protein ligase activity.